Molecule: messenger RNA, 1083 nt
Organism: Paramecium tetraurelia
Lineage: Eukaryota; Ciliophora; Oligohymenophorea; Peniculida; Parameciidae
Exons: 6
Source: RefSeq, a predicted model, not a curated record
AUGGAUAACUCUGAAACAAAAGAAAUCUAAGAAAAAUAAUUUAUUUGCAUUGAUCCAAAGUGUGAUUAACCAAAUCGAUUAUUCAAAUCUAAAAAUGAGAAUCAUUCUCAUAAAUCUCAUGAUCAUCAAUUAUACUCUGAAUUCUAAAAACUAAUUCGUGCACAAUUUCCAUAAUAGAUUCGAGAAUAAAUAAAUCAAUAAUUUAGCAAGGAUGAAUUAAUCAAAGCAAUCUAAACUAGAUCAGUGUAAAUGCAUGAGUCUGUCAAAAAUUUUGAAGAAAAUCUAAUAAAAACUAUCGAAGCCUAUGAUAUUUUGGGGGCCGAUAAAGUUUCUAUUAAUCAAGCUUUAAGUCAAUUAAACGAACAAAAUCCUCCUUAACAACUUAAUAUUUAAGGGUUGAUUCAUGUACUCAAAUUCAAUAAAUUGGGUCCCUAAAAGGUUUUGGAAAAAUGGAAAAGAGAAGGCGAAAUCAUCCUAAAAGAACUUAGCACAUAAGCAGACGCAGCCUUAAAAACUUUAGGGAAUGUUACCAUUGCAAGUUAUAUGCACAUUCAACAUCUCCAAAGUCCUUUGAUUUUAUAAAAAAUGCACUUUGCUUGGAGUUAAAGCUAUAAGGCAAGUUCAGUUACAAUUAGAGAAGAGGCAGCCUAUGAGAAGGGAAAUUCCAUGGGAUUGGUGUGUAUCUAAUAGAUUUUGGAAAAGGAUCAAGUCCAGAGCAUUACUGUAGAUGUCAAAGAAAGAGCUGGAAAUCUAUACAUAGGAGUACUAGAUAUUAAUGAAAGAAAGUAAAGAGGUAGAAAGGCUUUCAGUUUUCAUGAUUGGAAUGAAUCAGGACAUGGCUUAUAUUUAAUCUAUCAUGGAGGAUAUGUUUUUAGUUCUAAUGAUCCAUCAAUAAAUACAAAGAAAGCAGGUUUUACAUUUGAUUAAAAUGAUAAGAUCAUCCUCACCUGGAAUGGUCCCGAGCAUUCUGUCACUAUUCUUAAAGUUGGAAGUAGUCAUCAAUUUACUUUUAAAGUUAAUCCUGAUGGACAAUACCAUUUUGCAGCAGGCUUGUUCAAAUGUGAAAUAAGAUUGCUUGAAUGA